AUGAGCGAUGAGGGAUUCUUGAUGAAUCUACCUUCUCAUAUUAUUGUCGAAAUUCUCUCGAGUCUUCCAGCCUUAACUGCCAUAAACUGCAAGAUUGUUUGCAAGAAAUGGCUCAGCCUAAUCUCAACUCCUGAGUUUGCUAAGUUGCAUCUUUCCAAAUCAAAUCCUGGCCUUGGUGUCUUCCAACAUGAGCCAGGAGGCGGAGAAGUUUGCAGGCUAUUCGAAUUUGACCAUCAUGAUAUUCACUCUGAUCCAGUGAUCAAAUUUGAGGUGUCAGUAUCACUUGGCAUCAGCCAUGGUGUAACGGGGCAUGUAGGUUCCAUCAAUGGCUUGGUUUGUUUACGCAAUUUUGGUCAUGAAUCCGAUACUCUAUACAUAUGCAAUCCCAUUACCCGGGAGUAUGUGGACCUUCCAUUACUCGACGUGCCCUUUGAAAAUCCCAGUCAAGUCACUUACGGGUUUGGAUUGAGCACAGUAAGUGGAAAAUACAAGGUUGUAAGAAUUUUCCACGAGGGUGUCAGUGAUCCAACAACAGGGGCAUGGUUAAGUAUUUCAAGGUCUGAUUGCCAUGUAUACACCCUUGGUACAAACUCAUGGCGAGACAUUGGGGACGUUCCAUUUGGGUAUAGUUGUCGUUCUGUCGGUCCAUAUUUCAAUGGAAAUCUUCAUUGGGUGAUACAAGAUUUAGAGGGCUCUGAGUUGAUUUCUUGUUUCGAUGUUGAAAAAGAGUCAUUUCAGCCAUUCCCCCCUCCUUUUCCCGGUGAACGACAUAAAAGAAGUCUUCACAGCCUUGGAGUCGUCGCAGGUUGUCUAUGCCUAUGUGACAAUACUUCAGAUUCUGAAAUUGUCAUGUGGGUUAUGAAGGAAUAUGGAGUAAAGAAAUCAUGGAUCAGAGAAUUUAUCAUCAGCAAAGUGCCAGAUUUCGCAGGGCCUGCAUGUGAAAUGGUUUAUGCUUUAAAAAUUUUCGAAAAUGGUGAUAUAUUGCUCACAUUGGAGGACUAUUGCUUGUUUUUCUACAGGAACCAAAGCAAAACUCUGCAAAAAGUUGAAGCUGGUCCUAAUUAUACUAUUCAGACAAUGCUUUAUAUACAAAGUUUUGUUUCAGUCAAGGAUUUUGUACUAAAAGAGAAUGUAAGGGUGUUCUGA
Fraxinus pennsylvanica is the source of this 1146-nucleotide messenger RNA. The record is from the annotation of a GenBank genome assembly. Lineage: Eukaryota; Viridiplantae; Streptophyta; Magnoliopsida; Lamiales; Oleaceae.